Messenger RNA from Aspergillus calidoustus, 432 nucleotides. NCBI's taxonomy places the organism in Eukaryota, Fungi, Ascomycota, Eurotiomycetes, Eurotiales, Aspergillaceae. The record is from the annotation of a GenBank genome assembly.
AUGGUCUGCGCACCAACCUUAUACGACCUCUACAUCUCCACCCUCCCACCCACCUCCAACGCGCGCCGCGAAGCACAAGCCCACAUCCUCUUCCUCACGCCCACCUACCCGCUCCCCUCCCACGAAUCCGCCGUGACAAUCUACUACACGAAGCGCAAUCUCCGCAGGGAGGAGAACGCGUGCCCCAAGCGGUACGAAUCAUGCAUUGAGACACAGCAUGAACCGGGUUUCCUGAGUGGGCCGCGCUCGACGAAGAUUACCACCAUUACGCUGGAGGAGAAGAAGGUGCUUAAUCAGAUUGUGAUGGCUGUUGAGCCGUGUGAGUCGAGGCAUUGGGUUGGGAGUGUGCUGGAGGAGUUGGAGAUUGAGGGCAUUAUAGCUGAUGGGAUUGCGGCCAUGGCUGUGCGCUGGAUGGAGAGGAGUGGAGUUUGA